GCUAUUACUAGGUACUUUUUACCUAUUGUCACCAGAACAGAACAGACGCCUACCCCGUCUGAGCCCUCGCAUACAAUACCCGGGGACUCACUCCUGGAGCCACACCCCCCUACCUUGGCCCUACCUUGGAUCUGUCACAUCGAUUCUAGCGUCCCUAACCGGGAAGUAGCUUAGCUUCCCGUUGGCGCCUUUGUCUCAGCAUCGACUAGGUACUCUGCCACGGUUGCUUGCCCAUCCCCAUUAUCCCUGUCCACCACGCAGCAACCUUAUCCUUGACCCGCCAGAGUUACAUAUUAUAACAACCAUCACUCCCUCUCGCCCACGACGCACAUCUUCUUUUCGACUCUUCCUCUACCACGGCGACUUCUCCGCAGCUCCUAGGCAUCCCGUCUUCUCAUCCUUCCGAGUCAUUCACUUGACUUGAAGCUACUCAACUAUUCAACAGCCAAACUUUCUACUCAACUACCACUUAGACACCAUCAUCAUGCCUUCAGCCAAGCCGAAGCUCGCCCAGCUGAAAACGCCGGUCACGGCAACCUUCCCUUCGGAGCUCUCUGCUCUAUCGGCCAGGACACCCCUCUCCGCCGUCCCGGACUUUAUCAAGGAGGAAUUCCCUACCAGCGCAAAGACUCCUAUCACUCCACCUACAGCCUAUAUGGAUUUCCUAAAGGCUAUGUCGAUGCCCUCGCCAGUUGUUACGGGGAAGAGGUCAGGAACGAGCAGCCCUGAAGAUGACUCAACUCAGGAUUCGGUCCCAUCGACCGCAAGCAGCGAACAGACAGACUGUUCUUGCAAAUGCGGCAACCACAAGUCACUAGCCGGUAUUCCUUCAAGCCCUCUUCCAGGUCAGCCCAUGUCUGCACCACCAGCGGGAGUGACAUCAUUCCCGAGCCUUCACAUGCCUCCAUCACCCGCUGUAUCAACGAUAGAUUCGCCACUGAGCUCAACAGCACGAUCUCCGUUCAGCGCAAGAUCGGUACGGUCACCGUUUGACUGGGAAGCGGCAUUGAAGUCCAGGUACUCGCAGGGUUGUAGGGCACACAAACCGUCGGCCAAGACUGUACGUCACAUUCGGGAGGUUGUCACGAGGACCGUCACAUAUACGCCAAAGAUGGAGCCGGCACCGAAAGGCAAGCGGAGGAAGACAACGCAUCUAGACUGUUCCAAGGUCCAAGCAGCGGCGGCGGCAGCAGCAGCAGCCCGGACGAACACGGUUUAGGCAACUCACUUGAUUAGACCAUCUUACCGAAUUACUUACUCAACUACGAACGAACUAAAGUCAUGGCACCAUCCCCACCCCUGAUUCUAUUUUGGCAUCUACGCCAGGAAUUGACAUCUAUUUUCCAUUUGUUCAUAACUAUCACUCCCUUCCUCUCGCCUACCCACCCGCUCGCUCAUUCAUUAACACGCGCAAAUUACCAACUUACUCUCACUCACUCUCUAUUU
This is a messenger RNA of Daldinia vernicosa, 1446 nucleotides long. RefSeq lists its product as uncharacterized. The record is from RefSeq and is a predicted model, not a curated record. The transcript has a single exon. Lineage: Eukaryota; Fungi; Ascomycota; Sordariomycetes; Xylariales; Hypoxylaceae. Bases 485 to 1219 code for a protein of 244 amino acids.